CGAUCACCGUUGGCGUGUUUGGAUGAUGCAGUGUUCUGUUUGAGCGUUCAGAGUGGACUUUUCUCGUCCUUCUUCGACUCUUGGACGUUUGUCAAAUGUCCGGCUUUCAGGCUCUUUCAGUUUUCCCUGAUGAGGUCCAUCAGCUGUCAGUGAAUAAAGAAGCAGCAUGCCCUGAGCAGCAGGAGAGGAGUGAGCAUCUGAAAAUUAAAGAUGAACCUGAGGAACUGUGGAGCAAUCAAGAGACAGAUCAUCUUCGAGGGCAAGAGGAGGAUGAUAUCAAGUUCACUUUUGUUCCUGUCCCUGUGAAGAGUGAAGAUGAUGAAGAGGAACCUCAGUCUUCACAGCAUUCUCAAAAACAAACCAAAGAGUCAGCCAGGUACUUUGAUCCAGAGAGAGAUUUACAACAGCAUUCUGAGGUCAAGACUGAAGACUCUUCUGAUCCAGAGACUGAUGACAGUGCUGAUUGGAGGGAGAUGUCAGAAGACCAGUCAGGUUUAAAGUCAGUCGGGGAAAGCACAAAAAUGGGAGCAAAGAUCCAAAAGAAACUGUAUAUCUACUCAGAGUGUGGAGAAAGAUCUAAGAGUGAAAUCGGUGUGAUUAGACGCAUGGUUGUUCAUACCAAAGAGAAAUCCUUCAGCUGCUCUGUGUGUGGUCAGAGAUUUACCCAAAAAGGGAGUUUAACUGUUCACAUGAGAAUUCACACAAGAGAUAAACCAUCUGUCUGCUCAGGUUUAGGCAAAAUAUUUUGCAAUAAAAUAAAUUUUAACAAUCACAACAAAGUUCAUACCAAAGAAGAACUUUAUAUCUGCUCUGUGUGUGGUCAGAAAUGCUCAACAAAAGGAACUCUGACCACACACAUGAGAAUUCACACAGGUGAAAAACCUUUUGCCUGUUCUGUCUGUGGUCAGAGAUUUACCCAAAAAGGGAGUUUAACUGUUCACAUGAGAAUUCACAAAACAGAUAAACCAUUUGUCUGCUCUGUGUGCAAUCAGAGAUUUACCCAAAAAGGGAGUCUAACUGCGCACAUGAGAGUUCACACAGGAGAGAAACCAUUUGACUGCUCUCGGUGUGGUCAGAGAUUUACCCAAACAGGAGCUUUAACUGCUCACAUGAGAGUUCACACAGGAGAGAAACCAUUUGACUGCUCUCAGUGUGGUCAGAGAUUUUCACGAAAAGGCCAUCUAACUGUUCACAUGAGAAUUCACAGAAGAGACAAACCAUUUUUCUGUUCUGAUUGUGGUCAGAGAUUUACCCAAAAAGGAAGUUUAAAGAGUCACAUGAGAAUUCACACAGGUGAGAAACCGUUUGUCUGCUCUGAUUGUGGUCAGACAUUUGCCCUAAAAUCAAGUUUAAAGAGUCACAUGAGAAUUCACACAGGUGAGAAACCGUUUGCCUGCACUGAAUGUGGCAAAACAUUUGCACAUCAUGCAACUUUGACCAAACAUAUGCGAAUUCAUACCAGAAAAAAAACCUUCAGUCGCUCUCAGUGUGGUGAGAGAAUUACUGAAAAAUGAAAUUUGACUGAACAUAAGAAAAAAAAGAAAGAAAAACAUGAGCAGCAUCAGCAGGAUUAUCUUGUAGUGCAGAACCAGGUUUCAGUUCCUGUUGACUCCCUUUGGUUUCUACACUACAUUCCACAUUAUUAUGCAAUUGAAA
Cheilinus undulatus (humphead wrasse) is the source of this 1656-nucleotide messenger RNA. RefSeq names its product gastrula zinc finger protein XlCGF57.1-like. Gene Ontology annotation, biological process: regulation of transcription by RNA polymerase II. The record is from RefSeq and is a predicted model, not a curated record. Gene Ontology annotation, molecular function: DNA-binding transcription activator activity, RNA polymerase II-specific; RNA polymerase II cis-regulatory region sequence-specific DNA binding. Gene Ontology annotation, cellular component: nucleus. Bases 96 to 1514 code for a protein of 472 amino acids. Lineage: Eukaryota; Metazoa; Chordata; Actinopteri; Labriformes; Labridae. The transcript has 2 exons.